Molecule: messenger RNA, 4076 nt
Organism: Nerophis ophidion (straightnose pipefish)
Lineage: Eukaryota; Metazoa; Chordata; Actinopteri; Syngnathiformes; Syngnathidae
Product: retinoic acid-induced protein 3
Exons: 4
Coding region: 219-1514 (431 amino acids)
Biological process (GO): G protein-coupled receptor signaling pathway
Cellular component (GO): plasma membrane; intracellular membrane-bounded organelle; signaling receptor complex
Molecular function (GO): G protein-coupled receptor activity; protein kinase activator activity
Source: RefSeq, a predicted model, not a curated record
UAUCAGGACUGAAAUUCCUGCGGGGAAUAAGACUUGCAGCCAGCGAGGAGUGUACCGCCCCGGUGUGUGUGUCAUCACUCUCAGGUGUGUGUGUGUGUGUGUGUGUGUCAUCACUCUCAGGUGUGUGUGUGUGAGAGAGAGAGAGAGAGAGCCCCACCUAUGGACUAAAAAGUUUGAGUCAGGAUGCAAGUUUGUCCCUGAAAGCCAAGGUGAGAACAAUGCUAGCAGAUUACAGGUGUUUCAGGGUGCGAGCGUACACAAACAGGAAGCAGAAGAUGGCGUUCCACCUCCCCCUCCUCCUGGUCUUCCUCGGCCACGCCCCCUGGCCAGGUUCUUGUCAGCCACCGCCGGCCAACGUCAGCACCACGACGUCGCCCGCCUCCAACGUCUCCACCCAGAAGGUUCCGGGCUGCGGCGCGGACUUGGACCCCGCCUACAGGUUCCUGUGCGACCGGGAGGCGGCGUGGGGCAUCGUCCUGGAGACCCUGGCCGCCUCAGGCUUCCUGUUCAGCGCCCUCCUCCUGCUGGGCCUGCUCCUCUGGUCCUUGUGGGUCUGCGUCUCCUUGCGGAACCAGCGCAGCAACAUCGGCGGGACGGUGGCCUGCAUGUCCCUGUUCCUGUCGGCCACCGCCGGCAUCUUCGCCGUCACCUUCGCCUUCAUCGUCCGCCUGGGCCCCGAGACCUGUCCCACCAGGGUCUUCCUUUUCGGGGUCUUCUUCUCGCUGGCCUUCUCCUGCCUGCUGGCCCGCUGCCUGGCUAUGCUGGGCUUCGCCGCCGCCCGCGGCUGGGGGGAGGCCGGCAUGGCACUGGGGCUCUUCACGGUGCAGGUGAUCAUCUCCAGCGAGUGGCUGAUCCUGGUCUUGGUGCGGGACCGGCUGCCCUGCCAGUACAGCCAGGAGGAGUUUGUCAUGCUGCAGAUUUACGUCAUGUGCCUCCUGGCCAUCAGCUUGGUCCUGGCCAUGCACUUCCUGUGGCGUUCCUGCGCCACCUACAGCUACAGCUACGCCGGCGCCAGCCACCAGCAGAGCCGGCAGCAGGCCGUGCUGCUCUUCCUCACGCUGGCGCUCUCCGCCGGCAUCUGGGUGGCGUGGGUCACCAUGCUGAUCAGGGGGAACCCGAAGCUGGACCGCCGCCCGCAGUGGGACGACCCGCUGCUCGCCAUUGCGCUGGUGGCCAACGGCUGGGUGCUGUUGAUGGGCCACGGCUUGUCGCAGGCCGCCUUCCUCUGCCAGGGCGAGGCCAAGUCCAAGGAGUACCCGCUGAGCUUCGAGGGGUGGACCAGUCCCAGUGCCGACAUCCCAGGACUCAACAGCCCCAAAGGGGGAAAUGAGAACGGAAGCUUUGAGAACGAGCCGGAAAACCGAAGAGGCAGACGAGUGGACGCCUCGCUGAGAUCGCCGUAUGAAUCUGGCUUCUCCAUGACGGAAGUGGCGGGCGGUAAAGAUUACAGCAUUCCUCGGCCUCAGAGCACCAACCUCACAGAACCUUACGACGACUACUACGGACCCCUGUGACCAGCGCACACAAACACACGGCGAGAACGUCCCGAGUGCAUUUCAUGUAAAUACUUCUCACUUUUUCACCAGGAAUGUAGUUUUUUUAUCCAAUGUAGAGGAAAAGAAUCAUUUUGCAAUGCCGUCUGCUGAAAAUGAUGGAAAGUGCCACGCCCCUAAGUUUGAAUUGCCACAAAAGGUAUUUUAAGCUGUUCGACACUCUGGCGUCAUGUUUCGUGUGUCAGGUAAACCACGGUGAACUGUAUAUAUAUAUGUAUAUAUAUAUAUAUAUAUAUAUAUAUACUCAGGUAAAAGCUAAAUAAAAAGGUAUAAAGGUAUUGUAACAACAAUGUCUCCCACAGGACUGCAAUCUGGGGUGGUGGGUUGCUCAAUUGGCAAAUUGGCCAUCAGCAUGUACAUGUAUUUUUUGUGUUGCAAAAAAAUAAAUAAAUAAAGAUUUUAAGAAUAAAAAAACAUUUUUAAAUGUCGCAAAUAAGAUGGAGCUGCCCGUGAAUGUAGGCUAUAUCGGCAUUAUUUUUUAAAUAUUAUUUUAUUAUUAUUUUGUUAUUGUUGUUAUUAUUAUUAUAAUUAUUGUUAUCAUUUUUGUUUUUAUUAUUUGAGUAUUAAUAUUAUAUUAUUAUUUCUAUUAUAUUAUUAUUAUUGACUGUUAUUGUUUUGAUUAUUAUUAUUGUUUUUUUUUUUUCAUUAUUACUCGGACCAAACGUGGUAUGAUGAAUUGCCUUAGUUCCUAUAUUCCCUAAAGGCAACAGAGAACAGUCAACAACACCCAGCUCUGGCCCAAAACUCUGACACUAAAAACAAAACAGAUGAAACUAAAAAAUAAAAAAUAAAAAAAUUUAAAUUAAAAAUCCUAAACAUGAAAAUAUAUUUUUUUAUAUAGAAAAUUGUAUUUCAUUUAAGUUGAAUUUUUUUGGGUGUAUUUAUUUAUAUUUUGAAUGCACUGAUGUGUUUUUCAGAGUAAAACUUACAUAGCUCCAUACUCUGGUUGCUUUUACUUUAAAAAAAAAAAAAAAGAGAUGUUGGAAUAGUGGCUCAAGUCAAUAAGUUGGCAACAUUCCUGCUGUGUCUUCUCAUUCUCUGGCAGACCAGGAGCGUAUGAGGUGAGAUGCCGUCUACUGUACAUAGUUAAAAUGACAGUCCCAUCAUAGUGUGUUUAAUCUACUGAGAGGCAAAGCAGUGUUUAAAACUGGCAUUUUUAUAGCAACAAACUCAUUGUUUUUCAAGUCUAAUUUACAUAAUUGGCCAUGAGGUAUGUGCAUGACAUUUUUAUGAAAAUGUUUGCAAAAAACAAAACAUGUAAAGGAAAAAAAUAAUAAUAAUAAAGUUUAUGCUGUUGCUUUUGUAUGAUGUGUAUGGAGCUAGAUGUUGGCUUACAUUGAAUUGCCUUAGUUCCUACGUUCCCUGAAGGCAACACGACAGAGGACUGUCUUGAUUCACACUCUCUGAAGUCUCAAACAAAAAUAAAACUAUCACAACAUGAUUUUAGGGUGAAAAAACUACAUCUCAAUUAUGAAAAUAUUUUUAAAAUGUGUGAAUUUUACUGGCAUUUAAGCUUUUUCUUUGGUGUUUCUAUUUAUUUUUUCCAAAUAAAACUCACAUAGCUUUAAAAGGUGUUGUAGUCAUAAAAAGAAAUAUGUGCUAAAAACGUUGGGAAUCCACAAAAGUUUUGAUACACCAAAAAAGGUACAAAAGUUUUCAUACACUAAAAAAGGCACAAAAGUUUUCAUACACCAAAAAAGGUCGUUAAACUAAUCGCUUGUACAUUUCUUUUGGGAAAGGAAAAAAAAACAAGAGAGAGAUGUUGGAAUACUGAUCACUCCUGCUGUGUCAUCUUAUUCUCUGGCAGACCAGGGGCGUACGAGGGUGAUGACGACGUACAGUCCUAUCAUAAUGUGUUCAAUCUACCUUGACAAAGAAAUGAAUGUAUGGUAAACAUUUCUGAGUGAAUAAUUCCAAGAAAGAAGAGUAGACAAUGCACUGCUUUUUUUUUGUGUUAGGAAUGUUGGUCAAAAGAGCAACAAAAUAAAUGUCAUAUUUUUGACCGACAUCCUUCAAAGCUGCAUUUACAUCUCCAAAGGUGUGAAAGUGACAAGGGUGAAGAACAUCUACAUAUUCAAAUGUGCAUCCUUCAAUUAAAACAAACCACCUUUGCUAUUUAAAAAAAAUAAAAUAAAAUAAAAAUGACAGCAUUUGUUCUCUCCCGUUGCUAUGGUAACGCGAGAUCAUGUGACCUGCGGUGGGGUGACUACAAGAAUCAUAACUCCACUACCACCAAGCUUCACUUCCUAAUAGUAAAAACAUCAUUUUAAAAACCUUGAGUUUCAGUGAUCCGGAUCAUCCCCGAAAUCGUUUUAUCCCACAUUUCCUGAAACUUUCCACCAAUAACUUUUGGAGUUAAACAUUUUUAUUUGUGUUUAUGUGCUUUUUGUAACAUCUUUUUAAGUGAAAAGAGGAAACAUUUGCACAUUUCCUCAUCAAAUUAAUUAAAUUUGACAUGAGGCCUUUAUUUUGGAAGGGUCAUUUGUGUCUUGAUUGCCAAAUAAAUGAAUUGAUGAAACAGUU